AUGUCGACUCUUACCCUUACUACAAUACCGGCUGAGAUUGUCGCUUUCAUAUUUGAGUACUUCGUAGAUGAUCAUGAAACGCUUGAGCGUCUAAGCAAGGCCCAUCCAAGCUUCGCUCCACCGGCAAAUGCAGUGCGCCAUAGUAUUCGAAGAGUCCUGGUACGCGGGAACGGUGCGCAAGAAGCAUGUAAAGAGCUUGUUGAAAGCCUUCAUCGAAGCCAGAACGGGACACAAUCCGACGACAGCUCGACCAUCAACUCCAGUGAUGCUCUCAUCGGGCCGAUACGCUAUCUUGAGCUUGUGUUUGAUAGCCGGGCAGAGUUCCGUCUGGCAGAUGCAACACAGGGAGUGCUGGACUCUCUCCCGGCUGUCCGACACGUCACACUCAAGAUCAACGCUCGCCCUUUCCCUGAAACACCUUACCAAGAAGUGAUUGCGGAUUUUGAAGAAAAGGUCCGCGGAGCCGUUCAGGACUACUCAACACUCAUGGGCAUGCUCAAUACAUUGAAACCACAUCGAAGAAUCGGCAUGAGUCUUAUUCUCAACGACUGCAUGCUCCGCUCUUCCCCAAUCAUCGCACAACAAUACCCAAACGUUGUCUUACGAGAAUUCGACGUCAAAUACUACUUAUACUACGCUAACACCAUGGUCGCCCUAGCCGAGCGCUUGGUAUACGCAACAAAAACCCUAACGGACAUGACGAUACUGGAGGACCCAAGAAACGGCUGGCAGUACUGUCAAAGCCCCCGCAUGCCCUUCUCGGGCUUGUCCGUCCUCAAACGACUACAGAUACCCGCUAGUUUGUGGUUCGAGGAAGCAGCUUACAGCAGCCACGGCGGCCCACAGGGUUUCCUGUGGAAGCGCGAAGGAACUAUCCGCCCGUCCGUUGUCCACUUACUGCCUUCAUCUAUAUCUUCACUCCGUGUAGAUUUCACCGGUAGCUCUGGGAUCUUCGCUGUUGGCACAGGUUACCGUGAAGCGUUUUCUCGUAUGACCUCUGACGAAGCCAAGAUGAAGAUGAAGCCCGCUUGGGAAUGGAUCUAUGAACUUGCUGCUCAUCCCUCACAGUUCCCUUACCUGAAGCAUGUUGCGGUGUUGGAGUUGAAUAACUUAUCUGGUGAGAUGGCUAGGGGAGCCCGGGCUUACAAGCCUGAUGUGUCGGUGGACUGGGAUCCGCCGCUCGAGUUAAAGAAAGCGUUUGAGGAUAAAGGGAUGGAGUUGAGAAUUCAGAUUAGGGGCAAGGAAGUGGCCGUGUCGACGAGGCAGGAGCGUGACAAUUCCAGUGUUAUCGCGGCGUGA
Alternaria atra is the source of this 1299-nucleotide messenger RNA. RefSeq lists its product as uncharacterized. Bases 1 to 1299 code for a protein of 432 amino acids. The transcript has a single exon. The record is from RefSeq and is a predicted model, not a curated record. NCBI's taxonomy places the organism in Eukaryota, Fungi, Ascomycota, Dothideomycetes, Pleosporales, Pleosporaceae.